CUGAAGCUGUUCAAGGCGCAUAUUCAGAAGGGAGAUUUAACGAUUUUCCCCACUCUGCUAAAAGCCAGCGGGCAAGUCACCAGCGCCGCCCUGCGACACUGGUUGAAAACCUGCACGAAAGCUUUGUGACCCGGUUCCAUGAUCUCCAACUGAAAAGGUCACAGAUUACAUUCCUCGUCGACCCAUUUAAUACGGAUACGGACUGUUUGAAAGCCCCGCACGUCACAGAUGAGGCUGCGGCUGAGUUGGAGAUGAUCGAUCUUUGUGAGGAGGACCAACUGAAAGCUGCUUGAAGGGAAGGGACCAUUGAGUUCUGGAAAUGUGUGCCAAUGGAAAAAUACCCCAAUGUCAAACGGGCUGCGCUUAAGAUACUGUCAAUGUUUGGGUCAACAUACUUCUGCGAGUCUGUGUUUUGUACCCUGAAACAUGUGAAAUCAAAGCAUCGAUCUGUUCUGACUGACACCCAUGUGAAAUAAUUUCUUCGAGUGGCAACAACGGAAUACAAGCCAUAUUUGAAGAGUAUUGUCCACGACAAGGAAUGCCAGAAGUCCCACAAAGCAACAUGCAUAACCAGCGCUUUUAUGAAGGAGGGGAUAACUACUUCCCCGCUCGCCUGCCGGGGGGGUACGAUCAAGUUGGCUACCAGGACAGGAACUCCAUGAUGGGCCUGUGCGGGAGUCUGCCCGGAGGUGUCGGAUUGGCGCCACCCGAGGACAAACCCUCACCGUCCGGCCUGUCGCCGCACUCCGAGCCCCACUGCCCGGGCCAGUGCCUGCCAUGGGCCUGCAAGCUGUGCAAACGCAAGACGGUGACCAUGGACCGCCGGAGAGCGGCCACGCUGAGGGAAAAGAGGCGCCUGAAGAAGGUCAACGAGGCUUUCGACGCCCUGAAGAGAAGCACUCUGAUGAACCCCAACCAGAGGCUGCCCAAGGUGGAGAUCUUGAGGAGCGCCAUUCAGUACAUUGAAAGGCUUCAGGCUUUGGUGUCCUCCUUCAACCAGCAGGACACAGACAUGGGGCAGCAGGGACUACACUACCGGGCCGGACAGAACCAACCCAGAGUGUCGUCGUCAAGCGAGCCCAGUUCGGGCAGCACCUGUUGCAGUAGCCCAGAGUGGAGCAGCACCCCAGAGCAGUGUACGCAAAGCUACAGCAGCGAGGAGCUUCUAAGUGCCGCCGACUCUCCGGAGCACGCCGACAUCCAGGCCCUGAGCUCCAUCGUGGACAGCAUGGCGGCAGCAGACGGAUCCCUGCCCUUUCCCGUGGACAUUCCCAAAUAAAAACUUUCACAAAGCGGACCGAGAGGAAGCACGCCGUCCCUCAAGACACAAAGCAGGCUGAUAUUUUCAUAUCUCAAUCACCAUUUACUCUGACAGUAACGAAUGAAUUCCACUUUUGGCCUUAUUUCCUUUAUUCCCUGCCUUAAAGCCACAGUCCAAACGUUGCAUGAACAAGGGCCUCGUUUCUCUCCUUACUUAAUUUAAGCUUUCCUCUUUUCCGAAACCUUUCCCUGAUCUAUCAUUCUAGUUUUGUGUGUGUUUUUGAUGCAAACGACAAAAGAACCAUGAGAGUAUUUGUGGGGCCAACAUGUGACCACGGUAGUUUUGACCAAGAUCUGCUUAAAUGUUAAACUGGUUACCGAUGCUAGUGAUGUAAAUACGUUCCCUUUUUCUACAGAGUGGUUUUGCCAUCUUAUUUUAUAUUGUUUUGUCUUUUUUUUUGCUAACUUAUUGUUGACUUUUAUAAUUAAGAUUGUUGUGUAUUUGUAGAUGUUUGGAAAUGUGAUAUUUCCUGACCAGUCCAUGCAAUAAAGACCAUUUUCAGUA
Messenger RNA from Nerophis lumbriciformis (worm pipefish), 1825 nucleotides. It is a transcript of the gene myog, whose product is annotated as myogenin. The record is from RefSeq and is a predicted model, not a curated record. Lineage: Eukaryota; Metazoa; Chordata; Actinopteri; Syngnathiformes; Syngnathidae. Gene Ontology annotation, molecular function: DNA-binding transcription factor activity, RNA polymerase II-specific; protein dimerization activity; RNA polymerase II cis-regulatory region sequence-specific DNA binding. Gene Ontology annotation, biological process: positive regulation of skeletal muscle fiber development; positive regulation of transcription by RNA polymerase II; skeletal muscle cell differentiation.